Molecule: messenger RNA, 939 nt
Organism: Eucalyptus grandis
Lineage: Eukaryota; Viridiplantae; Streptophyta; Magnoliopsida; Myrtales; Myrtaceae
Product: pentatricopeptide repeat-containing protein At3g49740-like
Exons: 3
Coding region: 1-939 (312 amino acids)
Biological process (GO): RNA modification
Molecular function (GO): protein binding; RNA binding
Source: RefSeq, a predicted model, not a curated record
AUGUCGGCUUGUAUGAAGCUAGGGGAAGUUGACUAUGCCUGUGAGGCGUUUGAUGAAAUACCUGACAGGAAUGUGGCAGUUUGGAAUGCCGUUAUUACUGGGUGUGCAGAUAAUGGGCAUGAAGAGAUUGCCUUUGCCAAGUUCAGGGAAAUGCAUGAGCUGGGUGUCAAGCAUGAUAAUUAUAGUUUCGCUUGUGUGCUGAGUUUGUGUUCUUUGGAGCUGCUUGAGUUUGGGAGUGAAUGUGUUGGUGAUGCUUACAAAGUCUUUGAUGAUGCUGAAGUGCGUGAUGAAAUCACCAUUAAUGCAAUGAUAGAUGGUCUUGUGGGAAUAAGUAGAGACGAGGAGGCUCUUUUGAUGUUCAGGGAAAUGCAAAGGUCUGGGCUUAGUCCUACUAAGCUCACCUUUGUAAGUCUCAUGAGUUCAUGUUCAUUCGAGAGAAAUGCUGCUCAACUACAUGUUCAAGCUAUCAAAAGAGGUCUUGAAUCUUGUACUGCAGUUAUUAAUGCUGCAAUUACCAUGUAUUCUCGCUGUGGCAUAUUGGAGGCAGCCAAGACGCCAAAUGCAUAUACUCUCAGUAUUGCUCUAGCCAUGUGCGCUACCCUCUGUUCCUUGGGACAUGCUAAACAGAUUCAUUGCUACAUCAUCAGAAAUGCAUCUCUCUCAGAGGCUUCUUUGAGUAAUGGACUGAUUACAGUUUAUUCAAAAUGCGGAGUUCUGGACUCUUGCUUGAGAGUGUUUAAUAAGAUGCCUGAGAGAGACACGGUAUCAUGGAAUGCCCUUAUCUCUGCUUUUGCUCAGCAUGGGAAAGGGAAGGAAGCAGUGAAUUGUUUUGAGGCCAUGCGAAAGGAGUCCAAGUGUAAACCAGAUCUAGCCACUUUUACAGCAUUAUUAUCUGCUUGCAGUCAUUCUGGUCUGGUUAAUGAUGGUGCUCAUAUUUGA